This is a messenger RNA of Capsella rubella, 1558 nucleotides long. RefSeq names its product multiple organellar RNA editing factor 8, chloroplastic/mitochondrial. Lineage: Eukaryota; Viridiplantae; Streptophyta; Magnoliopsida; Brassicales; Brassicaceae. Gene Ontology annotation, cellular component: mitochondrion. The record is from RefSeq and is a predicted model, not a curated record. The coding region runs from base 72 to 1277 and encodes 401 amino acids. The transcript has 4 exons. Gene Ontology annotation, biological process: cytidine to uridine editing; mitochondrial mRNA modification.
ACUUUAUCUGCUUCCCUCACUCCUCCUCCCCCUCUAGGGUUUUAUCUGCGAAACCCAAUCGAGAGCUUUCCAUGGCGACUCAUACCAUUUCUCGCUCUUUUCUUUGCCGACCUGUGAAAUCUCUUUCGUUCCUGUUCACGAGAUCCUUUGCUUCAUCUGCUCCUCUAGCCAAAUCUCCGGCUUCUUCUCUUUACACGUCGUCUCUGCUCAGCCGUUCCCGUCCUCUCGUCGCCGCCUUUUCCUCCGUUGUGCGUAAUGGCCUCGUGUCCGUGAAAGGUUUGUCAACGCAGGCUACAUCUUCUUCUCUCAACGAUCCGAAUCCCAACUGGUCGAAUAGGCCACCCAAGGAGACGAUCCUGCUCGAUGGUUGCGAUUUCGAGCACUGGCUUGUCGUCGUGGAGCCACCGGAGGGUGAUCCUACUAGAGACGAAAUCAUUGACAGCUACAUCAAAACCCUAGCUCAGAUUGUUGGCAGUGAAGAAGAAGCUAGGAUGAAGAUCUACUCGGUUUCAACUAGGUGCUACUAUGCUUUUGGAGCCCUUGUAUCUGAAGAUCUUUCUCACAAGAUUAAAGAGUUGCCAAAGGUGCGCUGGGUUCUUCCUGAUUCUUACUUGGAUGUGAGGAACAAAGACUACGGAGGGGAACCAUUCAUUGAUGGGAAGGCUGUUCCGUAUGAUCCUAAGUACCACGAGGAGUGGAUAAGGAACAAUGCUAGAGCAAAUGAAAGAAACAGACGCAAUGACCGUCCUCGCAACUUUGAUAGAAGCAGAAACUUUGAGAGGAGAAGAGAGAACAUGGCAGGAGGCCCUCCUCCUCAACGUCCCCCAAUGGGAGGACCUCCUCCUCCUCCAAUGGGAGGACCCCCACCUCCUCCACACAUGGGUGGCUCUGCACCUCCUCCUCCACACAUGGGGCAGAACUAUGGACCUCCGAACAACAUGGGAGGGCAAAGGCCUCCACCAAACUAUGGAGGGGCACCACCACAAAACAACAUGGGUGGACAGAGGCCACCACCAAACUAUGGAGGAGCUCCACCAGCAAACAACAUGGGACCUAACUAUGGAGGAGGGCCACCACCAAACUACGGAGGAGCACCGCCACCAAACUACGGAGGAGCACCACCACCAAACUAUGGAGGAGCACCGCCACCAAACUAUGGAGGAGCACCACCACAGAACAACAACUACCAGCAGCAGAGUGGUGGAAUGCAGCAGCCACAGUACCAGAACAACUAUCCACCAAACAGGGAUGGAAGCGGGAACCCCUACCAGGGUUGAAGUAGUUGAAUCAGUCGUGGGAUUCCUUUUUAAUCAAGCAUUCUGGGCUGUGUAUAGAUAAUUUGAGGAAGAGAGAGAGAGAGAGAGAGAGAGAGAGAGAGAGAGAGAGUGCAAUAGCAAGACUUAAAAACUCCUUUUAUCUCGAGUGUUUAUCAGUCCUGGUAUUAUGUGAGAGAAGAGCCAAAGUAACAGUGGCAUGGUUGGUUAGAACUUUUUACCCUUGGUCCGUUUUGUUUUUCUUAGUUUAUAUUCUAAAUCGGUGUUAGUGCUUCCUUUUGAUA